Protopolystoma xenopodis is the source of this 507-nucleotide messenger RNA. The record is from the annotation of a GenBank genome assembly. Lineage: Eukaryota; Metazoa; Platyhelminthes; Monogenea; Polystomatidea; Polystomatidae.
CCUGACACAUUCAUAAUUCAAGUGCUUAAAGAACGCCUCACUCAAUAUGACUGUACUACUCUUGGUUGGGUGCUGCAUGGUUAUCCACGCUCCAAUCACCAGGCUAGCCUUCUAAAUUCCGCUGGACUUGAGCCAGAUCGUGUGCUUAUGCUCGAUAUUCCACACACCACAGGAUCUGAACGGCUUUCUGGUCGUGCGGUCGAUGCCGUAACCGGGCAGCGAUAUCACAACUUACAUGACCCACCACCAACAUCCCAAAACCCUACAAGUUCUGAGGGAAGUAGAUCUGAUGAUAUCAGAUCAAACCCUCGAAUUGUGCAGGCUCCAGAUGACCGUGAGUGUGAGGUCGGUGGCCGAUUAGCCUGUUAUGCAGCACACCGAGAUGAAUUGAUCUUCUUCUACGGAAACACCUUGCAGCGGAUAGAUGCAGACCAAGAUGUUCACACAGUUUUUGAGGAGGUUGAGGCUAGAGUUGUUAAUCCUAUACCACGUCGAUUAAUUAACUAG